This is a messenger RNA of Paramuricea clavata, 1157 nucleotides long. The record is from the annotation of a GenBank genome assembly. NCBI's taxonomy places the organism in Eukaryota, Metazoa, Cnidaria, Anthozoa, Malacalcyonacea, Plexauridae.
AGUUCCAGCUUUGGCAUGGAAAGAUAUUAUAUCCAACCACAGUGUCCCUUCUGAAAUCGAGUGUUCAUUUAACUGUGGUAAUGAGCCAACAUGUGCUGGAUUUAAAUACAAAUUUGGUACAAACAGUCCAUCAGUAAACUGCCAACUCAGCAACACUACUGGCAAGAACAACAUGGCAAAUCAUGAUGAUCAAGGCUGGGUGUUUUUCAUCGAUGUUACAAAAAAAUUGGUACGUAUAUAUGUAUACUUAAAUUAUGUGUGAUAACUCUUGAAACAAUAGCGUGAUUCCUUUCCAGAUUUUUUCAAUAAAGCCGUGCAACCAACAUGAUGUAUUUAAUGCGUCACUAAGUAUUACCAAAUAUACAAAACUUGUAUAUUGUUGGUUUGAUACAAAAGAGUUACUGUUAACAGCUAACCUAAACAUUACCUAACCUAAGGGUUGCUGUAUAUCUAGUAGCAACUUGAUCUCCUUUAUACGAACCAGCCUCAGAUACUUUUACGUACUAUUUAAAACACGAGCAGGAGUGCUUUAUCAGAUAUACGAGAGCGCAGCUCGAGUGUUUUAUAUCUGAUAAAGCAGUGUUUUUGCGAGCGUCUUAAGCUGUAAGAGCCGAGAAAAUCAAAUUAACAUUAUUUUUUAUCACAUAUAAAACCACCAAUGAAUGGUAGUAAUUUCCUUUGUCGUUUCCAUAAGAAAUAUUAACGAGUUUUUUAAUGUAUUUUAACUAUAGAAACACUACAGUACUAUAACUAAGAAAGAAAUGACUACAACGCCUGGUAUUCCUACAACUGAGAAAGAAAUGACGACAACGCCUGGUAUUCCUACAACUGAGAAAGAAAUGACUACAACGCCUGGUAUUUCUACAACUGAGAAACAAAUGACUACAACGCCUGGUAUUCCUACAACUAAGAAAGAAAUGACUGCAACGCCUGGUAUUCCUACAACUAAGAAAGAAAUCACAACAACCCCUGGUAUUCCUACAUCUAAGAAAGAAAUGACUGCAACGCCUUGUAUUCCUACAACUAAGAAAGAAAUGACUACAACGCCUGGUAUUCCUACAACUAAGAAAGAAAUGACAACAACGCCUGGUAUUCCUACAACUAAGAAAGAAAUGACAACAACGCCUGGUAUUCCUACAACUGAGAAAGGUAUAUGA